This is a messenger RNA of Rubroshorea leprosula, 3476 nucleotides long. Lineage: Eukaryota; Viridiplantae; Streptophyta; Magnoliopsida; Malvales; Dipterocarpaceae. The record is from the annotation of a GenBank genome assembly.
GCACUGCAGAGUGUACGCUGCUUUCUUCUCUCUUCAUAACAUCUGCGUUCAGUCUUUACCCUAUAGUUCACGCCAAACACCUGUGUUUUUUCAUUUCUACCAUCAUAUACUCGGAUACCAAAGUCGAAGCCUUUGUUCGGCUGUCGAGCGACAUAACUUCUCUGCCUUUUCUGCACUUCAUUUUUGGUUGUUUUCCUUUUCUGGGUUGGUACUACGGUGUUGGUUUUGGGGAACAAUGGAGUUGGGUGGGUUUAUGGUGGGGAUGAAGAAGAAAAGGAAGGAGCUUUAUGGGUUGUUUGCCAUGCUGGUUUUCGUUUUUCUUUUUCCUGUUGCAUCCCCGCACAACGACGAAGGGAAUGCCUUGAUGUCGAUAAAGGCAUCUUUUAGCAACGUCGUUAAUGUGUUGCUCGACUGGGAUGAUGUGCACAAUCCUGAUUUUUGUUCCUGGCGUGGUGUUUUAUGCGACAACAUCAGCCUCUCUGUUGUCUCUCUGAACUUGUCAAGUUUGAAUCUGGGUGGGGAGAUUUCUCCAGCUGUGGGUGAUUUGAGGAACCUUCGGUCCAUAGACUUGGAGUGGAACAAAUUAACGGGACAAAUCCCAGAUGAGAUUGGAAACUGUGCUUCUCUUGUUCAUCUGGAUCUGUCCAACAAUCUGCUGUGUGGAGAUAUACCCUUUUCUAUAUCUAAGCUCAAGCAGCUUGAAGUCUUGAAUUUGAAGAGCAACCAGCUUACAGGACCUAUUCCUUCAACCUUAACCCAGAUUCCUAAUUUGAAAACUCUUGAUCUUGCAAGGAACCAGCUAACUGGGGAGAUACCAAGGCUAAUUUAUUGGAAUGAAGUCUUGCAGUACCUUGGCUUGCGUGGCAACAUGUUGACUGGAACACUGUCACCUGAUAUGUGUCAAUUAACAGGCUUGUGGUAUUUUGAUGUGAGAGGCAACAACUUAACUGGUGCUAUUCCAGACAGCAUUGGUAACUGUACUAGCUUUGAGAUCCUGGAUGUAUCUUAUAAUCAAAUCACUGGGGAAAUACCAUAUAAUAUUGGCUUCCUCCAAGUUGCAACCCUGUCACUUCAAGGAAACAGGCUCUCUGGAAAAAUUCCUGAGGUGAUUGGUUUAAUGCAGGCCUUAGCUGUCCUAGAUUUGAGUGAGAAUGCGCUAGUUGGGCCAAUUCCACCAAUACUUGGGAAUUUGUCAUACACUGGAAAACUGUACCUCCAUGGAAACAAGCUUACUGGUACAAUUCCACCUGAACUUGGCAACAUGUCUAAGCUUAGCUACCUGCAAUUGAAUGACAAUCAACUGGUUGGCACAAUACCUGCUGAGCUAGGGAAGUUGGAGCAGUUGUUUGAAUUGAAUCUUGCAAACAAUUUCCUGGAGGGACCCAUCCCACACAACAUUAGCUCAUGCACUGCAUUGAAUCACUUCAACGUGCAUGGCAACCAUUUAACUGGAUCUAUUCCCUCGGGUUUGCAGAAUCUGGAGAGCCUAACUUGCCUGAAUCUUUCUGGGAAUGACUUCAGAGGCAGGAUACCAAUUGAACUGGGUCAUAUCAUCAAUCUUGAUAAAUUGGAUCUAUCUGACAAUAAUUUCUAUGGACCUGUACCAGCUACUAUUGGUGAUUUAGAGCACCUUCUUACUUUGAAUCUGAGCAAAAAUGAACUUAAUGGGUCAUUGCCUUUGGAGUUUGGGAAUCUUAAAAGUAUCGAAAUCAUGGACCUCUCAUUCAACAGUCUCUCUGGAAGCAUACCUGCAGAAUUGGGUCUGUUGCAGAACAUUGUGUCUUUAAUACUAAACAACAACAAGCUGCAAGGUGAAAUCCCAGAUCAGCUAACUAAUUGCUUAAGCCUUGCUAGCCUUAAUGUCUCAUACAACAACUUAUCAGGCAUCAUACCUCCUAUUCGAAACUUCACAAGGUUUUCACCAGACAGUUACAUUGGAAAUCCAUUACUAUGUGGUAAUUGGAUGGGAUCAAUAUGUGGUCCUUCUGUGUCAAGGUCAAGAGUUUUCUCCAGAGCUGCUGUUGUUUGUUUGACACUGGGCUUCGUUACAUUGUUAUGCAUGGUGGUUGUAGCCAUUUACAAAUCCAACCAACAGAAUCAAGUGACAAAGGGUCAUCUGAAAACUGCACAUAGUCCACCCAAGCUUGUAGUGCUUCACAUGGAUAUGGCUAUACAUACUUUUGAUGAUAUAAUGAGAGUCACCGAGAAUUUGAGUGAUAAGUAUAUUAUAGGAUAUGGUGCUUCUAGCACAGUUUACAAAUGUGUGUUGAAAAAUUCCCGACCAAUUGCAAUUAAGCGACUUUACAAUCAGUAUGCACACAACUUGAGGGAGUUUGAGACAGAGCUUGAAACCAUUGGCAGCAUCCGACAUAGAAAUAUUGUCAGCUUGCAUGGUUACUCAUUAUCUCCAUUUGGUAACCUCCUCUUCUAUGACUAUAUGGAGAAUGGCUCUCUGUGGGAUCUUCUGCAUGGACCAUCGAAGAAAGUUAAACUUGACUGGGAAACACGCUUGAAAAUAGCUGUUGGAGCUGCCCAAGGACUUGCUUAUCUUCACCAUGAUUGCAGCCCUCGAAUUAUCCACAGAGAUGUAAAGUCAUCGAAUAUUCUGCUGGAUGAGAAUUUUGAGGCACAUCUCUCUGAUUUUGGGAUUGCUAAAUGCAUUCCUGCUGCAAAAACUCAUGCCUCUACUUACAUUUUGGGAACCAUUGGCUACAUUGAUCCAGAGUAUGCUCGGACCUCUAGGCUCACAGAAAAAUCAGAUGUCUAUAGCUUUGGAAUUGUCCUCCUUGAGAUUCUGACUGGGAAGAAGGCCGUGGAAAAUGAGUCUAACUUGCACCAACUGAUAUUGUCCAAAGCUGAUGAUAAUACUGUAAUGGAGGCUGUCGAUCCAGAAGUCUCUGUUACAUGUGUGGAUUUGACACAUGUCCGGAAGACCUUUCAGCUGGCUUUGCUGUGCACUAAACGGCACCCUUCUGAGCGGCCAACCAUGCAUGAGGUUGCCAGGGUUUUACUUUCCUUCCUUCCAGCGCCUCCUACAAAACCUUGCUUAGCUCCACCAAAGCCCAUUGACUAUGCACGGUUUUUAAUUGAGAAAGAACAGCAGCAAUCACAAUUGCAGCAGACCAAUGCAUCCAACGCUCAGUGGUUUGUUCGCUUUCGAGAAGUUUUAUCCAAGAACACCCUUUGAACCUUCUUUUCAUCUAGAACUAGAAUAAAUAAAGCUGGAGAAUCCUAGUUCUUUUCGGUUCACAAUGGGCUACUUAAUUUUCUCAGAAAUGGAUGAAUGAGCACUGGAGCCGGAUGCAUAUGAUCCACCAUUUUGUUUGUUCUAUGACCAACCGGUAGAUUUAUACCUUCAAACUCUGACACCCUACUGCAAAAUGAAUCUAAAAUUCAAAGAGACUUGUGUGCUUUGUAUUAAUAUCUAUCCGUAGGUACUUUCUAAGGCUAUCAUGUAAUGAAUGAUAAGGUGUUUG